This is a messenger RNA of Megalobrama amblycephala (Wuchang bream), 2070 nucleotides long. RefSeq names its product calcium homeostasis modulator protein 1 (gene calhm1b). The record is from RefSeq and is a predicted model, not a curated record. The transcript is spliced from 4 exons. The coding region runs from base 196 to 1446 and encodes 416 amino acids. Gene Ontology annotation, molecular function: monoatomic cation channel activity. NCBI's taxonomy places the organism in Eukaryota, Metazoa, Chordata, Actinopteri, Cypriniformes, Xenocyprididae.
CAAAAAUAUAAACAGACGGAAAGAAGAUCAACAGAUCAAUCAAAUCUCCACCUAUGAACUGGGAAUUGUUUGCAUCACGUGGAAGAAGGUGAAUUAUAAUUCUUUUCAGUUGAGUUCACAGAGACGACGGAUGAAUAUUUGGCUGAACAUUGCAAAAUUCUGUUAAUAUCAGGAUAGACCAACCAACAUAUCAAAAUGGAUAAGUUCCGUAUGAUGGCCCAGAUCCUCCAGUCCAACCAAGAGUCUUUUAUGAAUGGCAUUUGUGGCAUCAUGGCCCUGGCUAGCGCUCAGCUAUACACGUCUUUUGAAUUCAACUGCCCCUGCAUCCCUGAAUAUAACUACUCCUAUGGGAUCAGUAUGCUGGUUAUUCCACCUAUAUGGUUCUUCCUUUUGGGUUUUGUACUGAACAACAAUGUCUCAAUGCUGGUGGAGGAGUGGAAACGGCCAAUGGGACAGCGGAGGAAGGACCCUACGGUCAUGCGCUACAUGUGUGUAUCCAUUUCCCAGCGAUCGCUCAUCGCGCCAGCCGUUUGGAUCUCAGUGACUCUAAUGGAUGGUAAAAGCUUCCUGUGUGCCUACAGUAUGGACCUGGAUAUGUCAGAGUUUGGCAAAAAUGUAAGUGGAUAUGGACUGUCUCAAGAGGAACUCUUACGAACGCUGGCCAAAAUUCCAUGCAAGCAAAUAUAUGAUGGCCAACACAUUCUAUCCAGAGACGCCGCUUCCAGAUACAUAUGCUGUAUUUCACAGGCUUUUGGAUGGUUGUUCUUGUUGAUCAUCACAAUUGUUGCAUUUUUAAUCAGAGCCAUUCGGCCCUGCUUCACCCAGGCCGCCUUCCUCAAAACCAAAUACUGGUCUCACUACGUAGACGCGGAGCGCAAGAUGUUUGAUGAGACUUGCACAGAACAUGCCAAAAGUUUCGCCAAGGUUUGCAUCAAGCAGUACUUUGAGGGUAUUAGCGGUGAGAUUCAGAGCUUCCAUGAUCAUUCAUGUGGAGAUGACAGUGAUGAUGAUGACGAUAAACCUGAAACCGAAGAAGACAAACUGUUGGGGAUUCGUCGCCAGGACACCAUGAACAAGGUGCUGUGGGACUGGCACAUGUGCAAACCUGCACUGAGUCUAAGAAAGUGUGAAGAUGUUAGAGCUGGACAAAAUGGAGAUUGUAGCAUGAAUGCUAACAAUAAUCAAGAUGGACAUGUCUCUGAUAACACUGACCUUAGUGUGGGACAAAAAGGCUUCAAAAGUGGUUAUGUGAAUGCUGGCCUUGAUAUUGGCCAAAGUGAUUUGGGCAGGGGAUAUGAUAAUGCUAGCUGUAGUGUGGACCAAAAUGGCUUUACAAAAAGUCAAAGCAAAGAUAGCACAAGCCAAAAUGAAUUCAUGAAUGGCGGUGUUCCUUCUUCAUGGAGUGCUCAAAAGAAAGCAUGGGCAGUGUAUUAUAGUAAGGUAUGAGUCUGAGAUGUGUCUUUUUUCAGGCCUGACUAGAAAUCCUACUAUAUUGGUAAAUUGCUUUAUAUGUUGUUAUAACCAUCAAAACACAUUGAUUAUUGUAAUUUCAAUUACAUAUUACUUAUCACAUUAUACUAACCAAAGCUAUGAAUGAUAAUCCUAGUUUAGAGCCACUUUUUAAAGAUUUUAAAUAGAAUGCAGUUUCAUCUUGUGCCACCAGAGGUCACUAUACAACACAUCUCACCACAGCAACUUUUGACAUUCUUUAACCUUUUUCAGUCCAAGAACUAAGGCCCUGUCCCAAAUGGUACACUUCAUAUGCACCUAUGGACUUACAAUGGUCACCGUGUAUGCAUGAUCAUGAAGUCCACGAGAUUGUGAGGUGUCCAAUUUGUCAUUUUAGGUUUCAGAAGGGUGCAACGAGUGCCCACUUUGCGGUUGAUAUGCGCCCUUGAUGUACACUUUUGCUGAGCCUGCACUGAAGUAAGCUCUGCAGCAGACUUCUUCCCAACAGUCAAAGCAGCAUUACAUCACAAAAGUGCGAACUUGCAGGAAGGCUGCCAGGGUGCCAUUUGGGACAGGGCCUAAGACUCUCUUAACACUUUUCAUUCUAUUCAAUAUAUAUAU